AUGCCUGAUGAAGAUUGGGGCGUACCAGAUGUGUGCCUGCAAAAAACUGCCGAGGUGAUGUAUAUAAUGGAGAUGAAAAAUUGCCGUGCUGCUAUGGGCCAGCUAAAAGUGAUGACAGAUGGUAAUCGUAAUUGGGCCCUAUUCUCUCCUACCGAUUCUCGCAUGCCGAGAAUGAUGAUUCCGGCCGAUCAACUACCAUCUGGGUUUUUCGAAAGACCACAGGUAACAGUUUUGAAUUUGCAUGACAUCAUACACGUUGAACCUGGGGAAGGAGUGAAAACAUUAAGCUUUCCCGAAUCUGGAGAAAAUCGCGUUACUCAUGAAAUUUAUGAUGUAGUUAGAGCAUCGUCAUCGAAAGAAAAAAACUAG
Molecule: messenger RNA, 369 nt
Organism: Strongylus vulgaris
Lineage: Eukaryota; Metazoa; Nematoda; Chromadorea; Rhabditida; Strongylidae
Source: the annotation of a GenBank genome assembly